AUGCCCCCAAAGAAGAACGCUGGGCUUCAACGGCACACUGCCGACAUUGAUGUCACCGCCGUCCCGGCGCGAAGGCAGCGCGGGCGACCACGUAAAAUCAUGGAGGAUGCGCCCAUAGCUUCGCCCAGCUCUCAUCUACCCAAGCGACGUGGGCGUCCGACCAAAGUCAUGUCAGUCGAGCAAUCGCCUGCUGCAGUCCCUGCAGUCCCGGAGAAGCGUGAUCGACCCCAAGAGAAGGCCCAAGACGACUCGUCAAUCAUCUUGUUAGGCUACUCCAGGCCACCAAAUCCACAGAUGCAACCGGCAGAGAGCGCCCCAGAGAAACAUAGUAGAGGUUUACCAGUCAUUCCAGCCCCCGCGGUUCCCAAUAAGCGAGGCCGACCGCCGAAAGUUGCGCCAGGAUCGGAAGCUUCACCAGCUGAUUCGACUCCCCUGAUACCGCGAAAACGAGGUCGUCCGCGGAAAGCCAUCACCGAGAAGGAAGCCGCUGCUCCAGCCAUUGCAAUCGCGACGAUACCAAAGAAGCGCGGUCGCCCUCCAAAUGCCGCUCGGGUUGAAGAAUUUGGGAUAACCGCGGCCGUUCCAGUAUCCAUGGGCGCAAAGAAGAAAGGCCGGUCGCAGAAGCUCGUCCCAGCAAGUGAACAACCUCCACCAGUCGCGCUACCUAGGAAGCGCGGGCGGCCGCGCAAGGUACCCAUGCAAACUGAGCAGCCGGUCGAUCCAAUACGGGAUUUAGAUCCGGUAGCAGGGAAGCCUACUAAUAGGAGUGCAGCAUCUUCCAUGAUCAUUGUCGAUCCAUUCUCUAUCAGCAAGGAUGGGCGACCUGCGAAGCGCAGGAGAAUGCAUCAUGGGCAGAGACCACGCGCUGUCGAGUCUGUUCCCGAAGACGAGCGGCCAAGCUGGGGUACCAGAUUUGUUGAUGAACUUGGAGAGCAUGCUAAGAUAAGCGAUCAACGCGGUUCGCCGUCACGGAAGGAUACCGAUACGGGAGGUGAUGAGGUGCAGGCGGAUGUGGAGGUCGAUGAAGAUCUCGUAAUGGGCGAAGAUCAAGUCGUGAAUGUUCCCGGGGGCAUUCGUGCGGAGUUUGAGGACAGCGAGGACGAGACGUAUCAUACUCCAAAGUCGAGUGGAGUGAACCCUCGACACUACCAUGAAGACUCCGUCGUCAGCUUCUUCGAUCCGGACGUUGUAAACGAUGGAAGCUCACAGGCCGUGAUCUAUGAGGAUGUUGAUAUGGGCGCCAUCGAUGUUGCCGAGCAGGACGUCGAUGGGAUGCGACUCGCAGAAGAGGCGGGGAAGUUGUCGCAAGAAGAGGUCGUUAACCCGAGAGGCGUCCGUCGCGACCAUUGGCCAAACAAAAUCGAAUGCGAGAAGCGUCCCAUUUCCACCCCGCAAAGAUCCCGCGAAAUUCCAGAGACUCAGGAAGAACAGAUGUCGCCCAGAAACUACCACCAGCUUGCGGAGGUCAGCCAAACUGUGCCAGAUACAGCGCGAACAGCGCAAACCGCCACGACCAGCGUCCAAGCGAAUUCAAUGCCCUCACAAACCUUGCUAAACGACAUCGACCGCCAGACUGCCUUUUUGUCAGUCCCAACGGCACCGCUCCAUCCAGUAUACUUAAGAUCUCCGCAGUACCUCCAGAUCGCCGUACCAGACAUCGAUGCCGCAGCUCAUCGGGGGACGCUGAUCGGGCCUUUGGUUGUUCAGCACGACGAGUAUCGAUAUCGCAUUACAGUGCAUGUAGUGCGAGAGAAGAGACCUGAUAUCGCGUAG
This is a messenger RNA of Alternaria novae-zelandiae, 1773 nucleotides long. RefSeq lists its product as uncharacterized. The coding region runs from base 1 to 1773 and encodes 590 amino acids. Gene Ontology annotation, molecular function: DNA binding. The transcript has a single exon. Lineage: Eukaryota; Fungi; Ascomycota; Dothideomycetes; Pleosporales; Pleosporaceae. The record is from RefSeq and is a predicted model, not a curated record.